GCGACCGUAAACUUAAAAGUUUCUCAACAACUGGCGUUAGCCUCACCAACUAAUAUCGAGAACACUGAUAGGCCUAACUUUACGUCUGGUGUUUACACGUCUCAAACGGACUUUCUUGUGAUAAUGGAAGCUAAACCACAAGUUUUGGGGACAACAUCUAAGAUAAUUCCUCUUGCCUUACCCAAAGGAACGGAAAAGCUGUGUGAACUUUGUCAAAGAGGAGCGCACCUGCAAUGCGCCAAGUGUCGGGUCACAUUUUACUGCGAUGCAGAGCACCAGCAGGCAGACUGGGUGGGUAUCCAUGAGAGAAUCUGUCAGCUGCUUGUGCCCAUUCGCACACCGACACUCUUAAGUCUCCAACAGUCAGGCCGCAUUGAAAUGCAGCUUAAAAAGGCAGAGCUGAUUGAAAUUUGCAGAUUGGUGGCCCAGAGCAAGCUGUCUGAGGGGAAACACCAGGAGGCUCUGCCUGCGGCCCAGUUCUGCCUGCGCUGUUCUAUAGACGUCCAUGGCCGAAGUUCUGUCCAAAUGGUCCCUGCGUACCUGCUGCUGGCUGAGGCCAACAUGGGCUUGGGCAAUCUAGCCCUGGUGGCAGAGCUCCUGUCCCAGGCAGAGUGGGCGGUUUUGAAGAGCCCAGAAUGUGGUCAUGCAGUCCACCACCGGCUGCACAGAAGCCUGGGCCGCCUCCACACAGCGACUGGAAACCUGGAAGCAGCUCUGCUUAACUUUGCAAAUGAUAUAUAUUUUGCCAGUGAGGCGUAUGGUCUGGAUAGCACAAUCACCUGUGGUGGCUACUUUCACAUGGCUGGUGUGUUUUCCAAAAAGGGGAAGCUGCCCAUUGCCUGUUCCUUGUAUUCUGAGGUGGCACGUACUUGGCACAGCCAUCUGACCAAACUCUUCAAGACGCAUGUUGAAAAUGUCCACAAUCCUGACAUGUUGCUAAAGCCCUCUUAUGACAAAGCCCAGCGAGUUGAAGUGGACGAGAUGUUAAGAACCAUGUUGGAGUUUCAGCAAAAUGACUCCAGAAAAGACUUAUCUCAGAUUUCACUUUUAGCUCACUGUCUGGCCAUGCUGUGGUUCCUGGGAGGAGACCCCCUUAAGUUGAGAGAAUGAAGCAGCAAUGGUGGAGUGAACGUGUCCAUACCACUGACUCUACAGGAAGUUCUGUAUCAGAGAGGUAACUGCCAAAGACUUUAAACCAUGUCGUGUUAAGGCAAGGCAAGCAUAUUUCAAGGCAAUUCAAGUGCUUCACAUAAAACAUAAAAUGCUUUGAGACAAAAUGUAAGCAUUAAGCACCAUAAGGCAAUAUAAAAAUACAUUUAAAUAGUUCUAACCAUUCAGUACUUUAUAAGCCAACAACAGUAUUUUAAAAUAAAUUAUCUUCCAGUGUAAAGCCCUCUUGAAAUCA
Messenger RNA from Micropterus dolomieu (smallmouth bass), 1405 nucleotides. It is a transcript of the gene zmynd12, whose product is annotated as zinc finger, MYND-type containing 12. NCBI's taxonomy places the organism in Eukaryota, Metazoa, Chordata, Actinopteri, Centrarchiformes, Centrarchidae. Bases 124 to 1110 code for a protein of 328 amino acids. The record is from RefSeq and is a predicted model, not a curated record. Gene Ontology annotation, molecular function: protein binding. The transcript has 8 exons.